Molecule: messenger RNA, 555 nt
Organism: Microthlaspi erraticum
Lineage: Eukaryota; Viridiplantae; Streptophyta; Magnoliopsida; Brassicales; Brassicaceae
Source: the annotation of a GenBank genome assembly
AUGGUAACUGCCCUAGACACGUUAAUCUUGGCUAACCAACACUCGCCAAUUUUUUCCCAAGGGGAUGAUUCAAUCUUUGAGGAAGAGGUUGAAGAAAUUGACAACGAGAACCAUUAUCAAGCUGUAGGAGAUCUCUACAACGAGUUUUAUGGAACUCCAAUCUACGAUGUUUACCAUGAGGCAGAUCCGACCUUCCACCUUUGUGAUGGUGCUAAUCAGAUUUGCGAUGAGGGUGAUGACCAAAAUCCAAUCUUUGAUGUCUAUGAUGAAUAUGACAUCGAGUUCAUAGGAAUUCAAAGAAAGGAAGACGUAAAACUUGGAUACGUUAUCAACAACAUUGGUGAGGAGGACGAAGAUACAUAUGGGAAUAAAGAUACGAAUAUGGGUCAAGGGAAGCAAUAUGUAAAUUAUGCUUCAGGGAAGACUGAUUGGAUCGUAUUUUCAUCUUAUCAUGAAGACAUGGUGGAUCACAUGGCUAAAAGAAAUUACGGUAAUUUUUUUUUACCUUCCAAAACAUCAAUAUCAGCAGAGCAAUGGCCAACCGCCAGAUCGUAA